Messenger RNA from Xyrauchen texanus (razorback sucker), 2375 nucleotides. Its product is annotated as putative transcription factor ovo-like protein 3. Gene Ontology annotation, molecular function: DNA-binding transcription factor activity, RNA polymerase II-specific; RNA polymerase II cis-regulatory region sequence-specific DNA binding. Gene Ontology annotation, biological process: regulation of transcription by RNA polymerase II; epidermal cell differentiation. Gene Ontology annotation, cellular component: nucleus. The record is from RefSeq and is a predicted model, not a curated record. Lineage: Eukaryota; Metazoa; Chordata; Actinopteri; Cypriniformes; Catostomidae. The transcript is spliced from 4 exons. The coding region runs from base 158 to 958 and encodes 266 amino acids.
GCGAGUGGUACAGGUCAGUGGACAGGUUCACCUGCGCAGGUGUGAGCAGACUGCAAGUGCUCGGAUCACAUUUAGGCUUCUGUAGAAACACAAUUAAAGUUAGAAGGAGGGAAUUGAUUUAAAGUCUCUCAGUGAACUAGUGCUCAGAGAGUCGAGGAUGCCGCGUGCGUUUCUGGUGAAGAGGAAACAGGCCGCAGGUGCCGGAUGGCAGUGGAAAGAACCGGACUCCAGCAUCAGUUCCACAUCAGCAGCUGUACAGACAAACAAUGGUGCUGAUCUACAAUCAGUUCCGGACACCACUCUACAGUCUGUUCAUAAACGCACACCUGCUCUGGAGUCAGUCCGUGUAUCUCGUACUGUUGAUUAUGGGAUGGAGAGAGUUCAACCUCAGCAGGUGCCACAGAGUUCUCGUCGUCCUCCUCCUCCUCAUCCUGCUGCUUUAACAUCAGCACCACAGAACAAGGGGCGUGAAUCGGCCGCUGUCUCAGAGUUUCUGUGUUCUGUAUGUCAUAAAGUGUUUCCUCUGCAGCGCAUGUUAACGCGUCACCUCAAGUGUCACAGUAUGAUAAAGAGGCACCCCUGCAGAUACUGCGGGAAAGGCUUCAACGACACCUUUGAUCUGAAGAGACACAUGAGAACUCACACAGGUAUCCGCCCGUACCGGUGUGAGCUGUGUGAGAAAGCGUUCACACAGCGCUGCUCUCUGGAGUCACACCUGCGGAAGAUCCACAGUGUCCGGCAGCAGUACGCGUACCGUCAGCGCCGCUCCAAGAUCUUCGUGUGCGAGGACUGCGGCUUCACCUCCAGCCGCCCGGAUGAGUAUUUCAUGCAUGUGCGACAGCAGCACCCGAGCAGCCCGGCCCUCCGCCGCUACUACCGCAAACACAUGCUGGAGACCCCCGCACAACACGGCAUCCGCCCGUUCAUGCUGUACCCCGCCGCGGGACUCUACAUGUGAAUCUCCGCUGGAACUGUGUUCACUCAAUCACUUCAUCCAUGUGUCCAUACUGACCUGUAUUAUCUGGAUAUGAGUUGCACUGUGUGUUCAGAUGCCACAUUUACAGAACAUUACAUCUCUCAACAUUAUUUCAAGCUGAUGUGUGUAGUUUUUUCGAUGUUAAAUUAAUCUCUCCUAUCCCAGCUUAAUAGACAGGGGUUACACAUGAACCAUUAGUAGGCUGAUUAUCCCCGAAAUGUGUAUACACUGUGUCUACAGCACUUUCAAUAUUGUCUUGUUUGUACGAGUGACCCGUUCAGCUCAACGCAGCAAAACCGGCUCAACCAAUGGCAUGUGUUGGGGGGUGGGGCUAUCUGUGUGUCCGACCAAUGGCAGAUGAAGGGUGUAUUUGAAAAGCUUUUUUAAAAUUUUGCAAUUCUGUUUGGUUUAAACUAGUGGCGCAGAAAUGACACACGUCAGCUUUAAACAUAUUUAAUCAAUCUAAAACAACUUUCAUAGGUACACUACAUGUACACGGACCAAACGUGUGUGCUGUGAGAAUUCUGCUUCAUUUAUAGAGAUUAGAGGCAGUUCAUUGUUGUCAAUAAACACUGUUUAUUAUCACCUGUUUUAAAAGACAAUUAAAGAUUGUAAACAUGAAUCAAGUAACACUACAGGAAAAUCUUCAAAUCAAUUCAUCAUUGUUAUAACGUUGAUGUAUAAACCUGUUUGUUUAACCUCCCGAGACCCGAGCACGAAUGCUGUGUGCAUUUUCCAUUUCCCUUUUUGAUUUGUAGGGAAGUAGCACUAAAUAAACAUGCUAAAAAAUAUUUGCUUUUUUUUUCUAAAGCAAAUUGUUUUCCUAAUAAUGCAUGUCCUCAUAUGUGGACAGCGGGACUAAGUUGUGAAAAUUGAAAUUAUACCAAACUAUAUAAAGUCUUAUUAUUAUUUAUGUUUGCAGGAGUGUUGAUUAUUCAUGUUUAUGAGAUGUUACAGACAUUACAUCAUAAAUUAUCAUAAUCAAUUCAGAUUUACAGUAAUGUCCAGCAUCAUCCAAUCACUGCCAACCAUGUUCAAAUAAAAUGAUCCAUUAUAAAUGUUGAAUCUAUGUACUGAUGAUCAUUGUCCCAUGUGUGUCAAACAUGUUGAGAGAUCCAAACAUCAUCUGCAGCUGAAACUGAGUGAACGCACUUAACUGCAUAGAGAGCUAUAGGAUGCUCCCUUGCUCCCUAUUUAGUGCAUGACUUAACCUCCAGUGUGCCGUCUGUCUGCACUGGUCUCAGAACAGUUAUAGGAGAGCUAUGGGAUGCUCCCUUGCUCACUAUUCAGUGCAUGACUUAACCUCCAGUGUGCUGUCUGUCUGCACUGGUCUCAGAACAGUUAUAGAGAGCUAUAGGAUGCUCCCUUGCUCCCUAUUUAGUGCAUGACUUAACCUCCA